ACUUGAGACCUGAGAUUGGAGGCGAGAGCAGUAAACUCGAUCCCUCGAUCUAUCUAGUCAAGACUAAAGAAAGCUAGCUGCUUUUGAACACGCUUGAUCCACGCGAUCCAUCCAGCCUUCAGCCGCACUUGAAAAUCAUCUACUCGGGCCUGUCGAUCAAGUCCGUGAACACCAUCAUGUCGAAUCCCUCAAGCGAAGUGUCCAUCGAGGAGCUGGGACCCGAGGACGAGAACCGACCGGCAGACAAGACGCCCGACGCCGAGGAGAUCGUCACCUGGGACGGAGACCAACCGCCGCCAGCCCAUUUGGCCGACGCUGAGCCUUCAUCCGCCUCUCCCGCUGAGGGCCAGAAUGAAGGCCCAGCCGGUGAGAAGGCCAUCCCUGUGGUGGAAGAGGCCGAACCCGCCAUGCCGGAAAUCGUCACACCCGCUGUCCAACGAUCCAUGCUCCGAGGCGAAUUGGACGAGGAUGACGACGACGACGAUGAGGCGGAUUUGGACGACAUCGAGGACGAGACGAUAGUUGAACGGUUGCUGGCCUUGAGCGAAAUGUUUCCCCAGUCUCUGCGUAACGGCACCUACUACACGGCCGUCAACAGCGUUUCCACCGCCCAGUGGUUGUAUUCGGCCUCGCGCUCCCUCUCCUGGAUCGUGUUUAGUUCGGCCGCCAUUAUGUUUAUGCCCAUCAUGAUCGAGACCGAGCGGAUGGGCAUCGAAGAGGCCCAGAAGCAACAACAACGACAGAUUCUCCUUGGGCCCGGCGCGGCCGUGUCCGGAGGCGGAGGCCCUCCGCCCAUUCCUCCACCCAUGAAUGAACCGCCCCCUUGGUCGUUGAUGUUAGACAAGCGCGUUUCUUGUGCCAUGAGGGCGUGUGAGGCUUGGUCCUCGAGGGCUGGUGAGGCUGCCAUGGACAUGGGUCGGAGACGCCCGGAUAUGAGUGAGAUGUCCGGGUCGGCCUCGGAGUUGGGUUGGAAAUCAAUGUGUUCCACGGAUCCCAUGACGGACAUGAGUGUGGACUACGCACGCGGCGAAGGAUUGGCCUCGGAUUCGAGUUCGGAAGACGACGAUUCGAGCGACGACGAUGAGCCGGGCCCGCCCUCGGGCUCCCAUGGUUCCGACCCGUCGCCUCAGGCCGAGGAAGUCUUUGACAAGUGGGGCGAGUUGGACCACGACGCGCCCAGAACCGAGUCCAUCAGCGCCCGAUUGGCCGUGUGCAACAUGGAUUGGGACCGGGUCGGAGCCGAGGACCUCUUCUUGGCUAUGGCCUCAUUUUGCCCGUCCUCCGGUCGCGUGCGAUCGGUGCGGAUUUACUUGUCUGAUUUUGGCCGUCAACGCUUGGCCGAUGAAGAGCGAUUGGGACCCGAGGAGUUGCGAAGUGCGCCCACGAGCACCGCCCGCGAGUCGGAUCAAAGCAAUCCCCGGGACAACGGCCAAGAGGAAGAUGACGUGCCCAGUGAUGUGGAUUUGGAUGACCCGUUCUUUCGGAGUGAGUUGGCUGAAGGUAACGCCAGUGAUUCUGAGACUGAAAUCCCCAUGCCCAAGAAGAAGAGUAAAAAAGCCUUGAAGAAAGAUAAAAAGGCCAAGGCGGUCAAGGCGAACGAGGAGAAUGGUGCAGAUGGGGAAACUCGGGCCGAUCUUGGCUUAUUAGUCAUGGACUCGGAUGAUGAGAAAGGACACUUUGAUUACAAGGAUAUUGUAGAACGGGAAAAGGGCAAAAAGGCCAAGAAAGGUCGGAAGCGCAAGAAUCCCGAGGAGAAACAGCCCGUUGCCGAGGACGUGUUUGAAAUGGACUUGCAAGAUGAUCGUUUUGCUGCCGUGUUCCACAACGCGGAUUUCAAUGUGGAUCCGAGUCACCCAAGCUUCAAGAAGACUAAGUCUAUGCAGCAAGUGAUCAACGAGAAGCAAAGACGCAUCCUCCAGUCCGAUAGUCUUGUAGCGAAAUCCCCAAAACUCAGUUUCCAAAACUCACACCCCAUUUCCUACAUCCACGACCACCAAGUCCAGACAGAACGAACAUCUGGAUGUGUUAGUGAAGGCCAUCAAGGCCAAAACGCGCGGAGCGAAAACCACAAGCAAAAAGGGCAACAAGAAAAGAAAAGCUUCUUAAGCGUAAGAUCUAAAAUAAAUGAACCCUGUUUCGAUGUAAUCCAAAAGGCUGGAUUUUGCGUCGCUUUAUUUAGACUGGUAAAGUAGGAAAACCAGGGCCAGAGUGUCUGGACUCUAUCACAGAUAGGUGAUGGCUUUGGUCUUCUUCUUGUAAUAGGACUCGGGCAACACGUUCUUCAAUUGGGACAAAUACUUGGUGAACUUGAUGUACUUCCCCUCAUGCAAGUCCUUGUUCUGAAUAAACCCCUGUCCUUUCCACAUGAAGGCCAUGUGGGCAUCACGCACGUCCAAAUAAAACUCCAAGAUCAGAUUCCGUUUCACCAAGGACAUGCACGCCACCACAAAAGCAAGCAGUCCUCUGUGUGCGUGUACUGGUAACGCCCACAAUCCAUGAGCAAACCCCACAUUUGAGUCAC
Tigriopus californicus is the source of this 2521-nucleotide messenger RNA. Its product is annotated as ESF1 homolog. The record is from RefSeq and is a predicted model, not a curated record. Gene Ontology annotation, cellular component: nucleus; mitochondrial outer membrane. Lineage: Eukaryota; Metazoa; Arthropoda; Copepoda; Harpacticoida; Harpacticidae. Gene Ontology annotation, biological process: rRNA processing; intracellular protein transport. Gene Ontology annotation, molecular function: RNA binding.